Messenger RNA from Heteronotia binoei (common prickly gecko), 2193 nucleotides. RefSeq names its product vacuolar protein sorting 45 homolog (gene VPS45). The record is from RefSeq and is a predicted model, not a curated record. Bases 141 to 1853 code for a protein of 570 amino acids. Gene Ontology annotation, cellular component: Golgi membrane. The transcript has 15 exons. Gene Ontology annotation, biological process: vesicle-mediated transport; intracellular protein transport. Lineage: Eukaryota; Metazoa; Chordata; Lepidosauria; Squamata; Gekkonidae.
ACUUCCCAGCAGGCGUGCUGCGCUGCAUCCACCGGGACGCAGCCUCCGCAUAGGAAAAGGAGCGGCGGCCUCCUUUUUCCCGGGCGGUGCGGGCUCGGGUGGCGUCUGGCUGGCCGAGGGCCGGGAGGCUGCUGUGCAAGAUGAACGUGGUCUUUGCAGUGAAGCAGUACGUGGCCAAGAUGAUCGAGGACAGCGGGCCCGGCAUGAAGGUCCUGCUGAUGGACAAGGACACGACCAGCAUUGUGAGUGUGGUGUACACCCAGUCAGAAAUCUUGCAGAAGGAAGUUUACCUCUUUGAGCGCAUCGAUUCGGCCAACCGGGAGAACAUGAAGCACUUGAAAGCGAUUUGCUUCCUGCGGCCUACGAAGGAAAACGUGGAAUACCUUAUCCAGGAGCUGCGCAGGCCAAAAUACAGCAUCUAUUUCAUUUAUUUCAGCAAUGUCAUCAGCAAGAGUGACAUUAAGUCGCUGGCCGAGGCGGACGAGCAGGAAGUGGUCGCCGAAGUCCAGGAAUUCUACGGAGAUUUCAUUGCCGUGAACCCGCACGUGUUUUCCCUCAACCUCUUGGGCUCCUGCCAGGGCCACAGCUGGGAUCCCGCCCAGUUGUCGCGGGCAACCCAAGGGCUGACGUCCCUGCUGCUGUCUCUGAAGAAAUGCCCCAUGAUCCGCUACCAGCUCUCUUCCGAGACGGCCAAGAGGCUUGGGGAGUGUGUCAAGCAAAUGAUCACCAAAGAAUACGAACUCUUUGACUUCCGGCGUACUGAAGUCCCUCCGUUGCUGCUUCUCCUGGACCGUUCAGAUGAUGCCAUCACGCCCCUCCUGAACCAGUGGACGUACCAGGCCAUGGUCCACGAACUACUUGGGAUUAACAACAACCGGAUCGAUCUCUCGCGCGUCCCGGGCAUCAGCAAAGAUCUCCGGGAAGUGGUUUUGUCUGCCGAAAACGACGAGUUUUAUGCCAACAACAUGUACCUGAACUUCGCAGAGAUCGGCAGCAAUAUCAAGAACCUCAUGGAAGACUUCCAGCGGAGGAAGCCCAAGGAGCAGCAGAAGCUCGAAUCUAUUGCAGACAUGAAGGCCUUUGUGGAGAACUACCCCCAGUUCAAGAAGAUGUCCGGCACGGUCUCAAAGCACGUCACUGUGGUGGGGGAGCUUUCCCGGCUGGUCAGCGAGAGGAACCUUCUGGAGGUGUCCGAGGUUGAGCAGGAGCUGGCUUGCCAGAACGACCACUCCAGUGCUCUGCAGAACGUUCGGCGGCUCUUGCAGAACCCCAAAGUGAGCGAGCUGGAUGCCACCAGGCUGGUGAUGCUCUACGCCCUUCACUACGAGCGGCAUAGCAGCAACAGUCUCCCCACCCUCAUGGCGGACCUAAAGAGCAGGGGAGUUUCCGAGAGACAUCGCAAGCUGGUGUCUGCUGUUAUAGAAUACGGAGGGAAGCGAGUUCGAGGGAGUGACCUCUUCAGUCCCAAGGAUGCCGUUGCUAUCACCAAGCAGUUCCUCAAAGGGCUGAAGGGGGUGGAGAAUGUGUACACGCAGCACCAGCCGUUGUUGCACGAGACCCUCGACCAGCUCAUCAAGGGCAAGCUGAAGGACAACCAGUACCCCUACCUGGGGCCCAGCACCCUCCGCGACAGGCCGCAAGACAUCAUCGUGUUUAUUAUCGGAGGGGCGACCUACGAGGAAGCCCUGACGGUGUAUAAUCUGAAUCGCACCACGCCUGGAGUCCGAAUCGUGCUGGGCGGCACCAUCAUCCACAACACGAAAAGCUUCCUGGAAGAGGUUUCGGCGGCCGGUUUCCGUGGACGGGGCAUGGAGAGUUCUCAAGCGGCAGCCAGGGCAGCCAGCAGGCGAUGAGUCUUGGCCCUUCUCCAUCCACCCACCCCCCCUGCUCCGGCUCGGGACAAGAAGCGCCAUCACAGUCCAUGGACGCCGGGCGUCGCGCUUGUUGUUUCUUCCAUCACGACAUUCUUCAGGAUGGGGGGUGGGAAAGAGCAGCCAGAGGUGGGCAGGAAGUGCAGCUCUCCAGAUGUGUUUUCACAAGGGCCGCCUGUUGAUCUUUUCCGUGGGCCCCACUUCCUCGCUGUCUCUCUCCCCUCUGAGGCACCGAGCCCUCUGCCCCGUGUCACGUGGGGGUCUCCUCCCUCAAAAAAGCCCUUGUGUGAAUUCCAAUAAAGGCUCUUCUGAUUCUGUGGCA